Messenger RNA from Pungitius pungitius (ninespine stickleback), 5124 nucleotides. RefSeq names its product myotubularin related protein 10 (gene mtmr10). Gene Ontology annotation, molecular function: phosphatidylinositol-3-phosphate phosphatase activity. Lineage: Eukaryota; Metazoa; Chordata; Actinopteri; Perciformes; Gasterosteidae. Gene Ontology annotation, cellular component: membrane; cytoplasm. Gene Ontology annotation, biological process: phosphatidylinositol dephosphorylation. Bases 518 to 2806 code for a protein of 762 amino acids. The transcript is spliced from 16 exons. The record is from RefSeq and is a predicted model, not a curated record.
CCGGACGGCUGCUUGUUAUAAACAUGGCCGUUGAGUCCUUCGCAGCAUCAGGUAGUGCGUUUGGCUGAAUUAAUCAGAUAUUCAGGAAGUCACUGAGGCCAACUAUCACUGUAACACGCGGAAAGAAAGUUCGGACACAUCUCACUUUAUUAAAACCGUUUUUUUUUUUUAAAUCUUUGCGUGGGGACAGCAUUUUUUACACUUCGUAUAAUAACGUUACUUAGUGCUAGCCGGCUAACCAAGCUAACACCAACGUCUCAGCGGUAACUUCUGUCAACUUCUCAGCCCGCGAGCGUAAUCUGCGACUUAACCGCUAAUCGUCACGGAGGAGUGCGGCCUCUGGCCCGGGCUGUCUCCAUGAAUAUUUUACACACGGACGUGUUGGAUUUACUCAAUCAGAAGGGUUGACCGUAACUUUACAGAAGGCUUACUUUGGGGUUGCUCGCCUUCCCUCCUUCCCCACUGGCAAUAUACAAGCGCCCGUUUCGGAACAUCGCCGGGGGAGCGGACAUAAGCGAUGUUUUCUGUCAAACCCACGAAACCAACAUUCAGGAGCUAUCUUCCUCCGGUGCAGACUGAUGUGAAAAAAACUAUUGAACCACCUCCUAAAAAGGUGGAACCCAAGUUACUUCAAGGGGAGAUAGUAGUUAACGAGGUGAACUUUGUGAGAAAAUGCCUCAGUGCGGACAGCAGCCAGGAGGGCCUUUGGGGGAAGUUGAUUUGCACCAACUUUAAGGUCUCCUUCAUCCCUACAGAUCCACCUUCUAAACAGAAGUCCCAUUUGUCGCACCUCUUGCUUGGACAACACGACAUCCCCCUCACCUGUCUGGAGCAAGUAGUAACAGUAAAUGAUACAAAGGGGAAGAAGAAAGUGUUGGGAUCAAACCAGAAGCUGAAGUUCAACCCCACAGAGCUCAUCCUCUAUUGCAAAGACUUGCGCAUCAUAAGGUUCUGCUUUCUUGAAGCUGGGCCUGAGGGCGCCAAAAAGGUAUGCCUGGCUAUUGCCCACUAUUCACAUCCAGCUGAUCUUCCACUGUUGUUUGGCUUUGAGUAUCAAGGGCGACGAUACCAUGACUCCAAAGAGCAACAAGUCAAUGAUUCCACCCCUCGAGGUGGGUUACGGACCCCCAUAUUUGACCGUCCAUCAGACUGGGAUCGAGAGAUCAAGAGAACAGGGGCAUCGGAGUGGAGAGUGUGCUCCAUCAACGAGAAUUAUUCCAUCUCAUCAAGUCUUCCAGAGCACAUUGUGGUGCCAGUUUCUCUGGCCGAUCAGGAUCUUAAGCAGAACUCCAUAUACUUCAUGAAUCAGCGCAUCCCUGUCUGGUGCUGGAAUCACCCAAAUGGAAGUGCUCUUGUGCGGAUGGGCAGCAUAGUUGAUCCGCUGCAGCAGAGGAGGAUUGAUCAGAGGUUCAUCCCAGCCAUCACAAAAAGCCACCCACAGCGCAGUGAAGUCAGCAGGUCAGAUCUAGACAAGUGUCUGCCUAACAUCCAGGACCUCCAAAGUGCCUUUAUUAAACUCCGGCACAUUUGUGUCAUAGAUCCCUUCGAGGAGUCAGAGGAGAGAUGGCUCUCGUCUAUUGAAAACACACGAUGGCUGGAGUAUGUCAGGGCUUUCCUGAAACACUCGGCUGAGAUGGUGUACCUCCUGGAUGGAAAGAACACUUCAGUCAUUCUUCAAGAAGAGGAAGACCGAGACUUGAACUGUGUGGUGUCCUCCUUGGUGCAGCUCAUGUUGGACCCUCAUUUCCGCAGCCUCGUUGGCUUUCAGAGUUUAGUACAGAAGGAGUGGGUGAUGGCUGGCCAUCGCUUCUUGGAUAGAUGCAACCACUUGAAGAAGAAUGACAAAGACGAGUCCCCGCUGUUCAUGCUGUUCCUGGACUGCGUGUGGCAAAUGAUGAACCAGUACCCAGCAGCCUUUGAGUUCACAGAGACCUAUCUGACUGUACUGAGUGAUAGCAUGUGGAUCCCACUCUUCAGUACUUUCCUCUUCAAUUCUCCCAAACAGCGUGCUCAGUACUUGAUGGACUUUGCCAAGAAUAAAGCAAUCCCUCAAGGAGAAGACCAGCUGGUGUACUUCCCUCCUGUUUGGGACUGGUCUCAGCAGUACUCCACCGCAGACCAAACCCUUUUUAACAACCCCAUGUUCGUGGGCAAAGGAGCCGCCUGCGUUCAGAAUGGGGAAGUGAAAACCUUCAGACGCCUAAAGAAAACCUACAGUGCCACAGUGCGAGUAACGCCUGCGUCUCUGCGCAAUGGUCAGAAGGGUGGAGAGGAUUCAUUGGCCCGACGGGGCUCGUGGUUGUCGGAGCUGAAGCCUGAUUUCUCACUAGUGAAAGACGAAAGCCCGUCGGAGCGUUUCUUCAGAGACUGGUUCUCUCGACCUGCUGACCAGCAGAGCCUCCUGAUCCCCCUGCUCAUACCCUCACACCUGGCUCUCUGGAAGCUUUACUUUCUGCGCUGGGUUCCUGAAGCCUGCAUUUCCAAAGGAGGCCCCAUCACAGCAUACCACAAGCUCUCCCAACUGGUCGACGAAAUUGAGAUUCUACAGGGCCACCUGAGGCAGUACAAGGGACCCAGUCCCGGCAGCACGCCACUCCGCGGCUCAAGUGGCCAAAGGAGGAUGUAUUUUAAGGCCAGCUCUCCACAUGACCCCUCUUCACCUCCAGACUACCUUACUUCCUCCUUUCCUUUCACCCCAAAGGGAAACCUGUGUCGCCGUAGCACCUAUGGGACCCCCAUUAGCAAAUUUCUGAACGGGGCACGGAUCUGGCUCUCUACGGAGGCGCUUGAUAACGACCCUCUCUGAAGACGUAGGGCUUUAAGUCUGUCUUUUCUCUGAGCUCAGCACAGAUCUGUGUGAUAGUUAACCAUCUUACUUUCUAAUGGUCUCUUUCUUAAAUGAAAAAAUAUAUAAUGAGAAAUAGGAAAAAAUAACAAGUUUGGACUUCUGAUUUUGUAAUUAUUUAUAAGCUAAAAUUUGCACCAUUGAUGAUGCAUUGAAAUAUUGAGGAAAUUUCUAAAUCGACGGGUCUUUAGGACUGGAUUAUCAUUACAGUUUCAAAUUCAGAUGAAAACAAAUCCUUCUAAUUUGUCCGUGAGUUACUGCGAGGUCUCAUCUGACUAUUGGAGACCAUUAUAACUAUGGCAUUUUCUUAUAAUGGAUCUAUUUUUUGGUCUUCUUUAGAUUUGGUCUAUCGAGAUUUAGCAAAAAAAAACUGCUGUCUUUUAUCGGUGUACUGGAUCACACACACACAAAGAGGGCUUUUGAAGACUAACAGUUGAGACGUUUCUUUCCUUGGUAUUCAAUAAACAUUUUAAAGCAAUAAUGAAAAUCUAACUAAGUGUGUGUGUGUGUAGCACUGCCAUCAGUUCAGUUGCCCCUUUGUUGAAUCUCCAUUGGUCAGUAAAACUUCCCCACUGUAGAAAAGGGUAAUCCAAAUUAUUAUGGUGUGAAUUAGAAAAUGCUUGUAGCAACAAUGAUAUUAAAAGUAUUCAAACUAUGUCCUAGCUUCCAGGAAAUGUAAUUAACAAUAUAGUGUUUGAAAAAUGUUUUUAUUUUGUAAAGAGGAACCAAAAAUAACACUGCUAACAAGUGUUUUAAUGUGGUGUGGCUUAGCUAUCCUCCCCCAACCUGAGCUUGGGGGUCCGCCAUCUCUGCUGUGUGUGCUCAGCUUUGCCACAGUGGUAAAAAAUCAAAGCGGAUCUGGCCUGGUUGAAUGUAAUUUUUUUUGUUCAGAAACUCAAUGCUAUUUUCUUCAAGUACCCAUAUUUGAAUGGAUGUGUUGAGGUUUUACUGUAAGCAGCAAAUCGUGUCAUUUUAGGGUCUAGUUUUGUACAUUUACUCUAUUUUUGAAGUAGAGAAAUAGGCCUUUAUUUUUUUGUAUCAUGAAGCAGAUUGAUACUAGAAGUGGAGCUGUGAGGACUUCAAUCUGUGGUAGAUAAUUCCUCUUUUUGAUGGGGUUUUAUUCAACUUUUAUUAGGCCUUCUGGUAAGGCAUGAAGGAGAACUGUUUAAAUUUAAAGUAACUGAAUGGGUUAAACAUAAAAAGCAAAGGGACCGACGAGGGCUGUGACUCAAACCAGUUUGUAGUGUUGAAUUUCAGAAACCAAAGUUACGUCUCCGGUGAACCAAACGGCGAUGGUCAAUGACUGACACAGUUUCCACGCAGCGCAUGAGAAAAUAUGAGCAACAAUUUUCUGGGCAUCAAGUGUCACGAAUACGAUAAUAAUUAUGUUUUGUCAAAUCAUCUUGUUUGUUCCAUAAAUAUAAUACACAGAGGGACAAUGUAGAAGAAAACAAGCAGCAAAGUUACUGUACUUUGUGUGCUGCAAAGACUUUGUCAUUUGGAGACCUUUUAAUUAUGUAAUUACUUUUGUAACUUUCUUACUUUUGACAAUAGCAUCUAUCACUGUAAUAUUCUCAUGUCAACUAACACAUCCUCAUAUCCAAGUCCUUUGUUAUUUACGAUAGAAGACCAUUGGACGGACUCAUCUGAUCGACCAGUUUCCAUCUAAUGAUAUUCAGAUAAACUCACGAUUCUCUGGCAAUAACUAGUGUUUUUUGAUAAUGUGUGUGAGUGCAGAACCUGCUCCUCCCAAAUGCUUUUAAUUGCACAUUUUACUCAUUAUGUAGGAUAGUUUGUUUUUAUGGUGGUUGUUAAAUAUAAUCUAGGCAAAUAUUCUGAAUACUGUAUAUGCUUGAAAAUGUCCAAUUCCUAUUUUUGAAUAAUGGUACUAAAUAACCAUAAUCCUUUAGUCAUUAUAUUGUCUGGAGAUAUAUUUAUAUGCUGUGUUUUUCCUCUAAUUCUAAAUUUUGCACUGUGCUUAAUUGCAUGAUGACCGUGCUUCCACUGUGGCACAGUUUGAUAUUGAUGAGCAGCAGAUGUAUUUAUUCAGUUAUGCAAAUGUUCUCUAAGAGGGCUUAAUGUGCUACUGUAUGUCCUCUGUGCCUUUUUUGGGGAAAAUUGACCAUUUUGUAACUAUCCUACAUCUGACUGGUUAGUUUUCUAAAACUGGAUUUAUCUAUCAUGUACAUGGCGUUCAAUUGAGUGGUAUAGCAUUGAAGCUGUUUUUCCUGAUAGAAAGUUUGUCUUAAUAACAAAUCAAAACGUUAUUUUUCAAAUUA